This is a messenger RNA of Colletotrichum gloeosporioides, 1923 nucleotides long. Its product is annotated as Meiosis-specific APC/C activator protein AMA1. The transcript has 4 exons. Gene Ontology annotation, cellular component: anaphase-promoting complex. NCBI's taxonomy places the organism in Eukaryota, Fungi, Ascomycota, Sordariomycetes, Glomerellales, Glomerellaceae. Gene Ontology annotation, molecular function: ubiquitin ligase activator activity; protein binding; anaphase-promoting complex binding. Gene Ontology annotation, biological process: positive regulation of ubiquitin protein ligase activity; positive regulation of anaphase-promoting complex-dependent catabolic process; anaphase-promoting complex-dependent catabolic process. The record is from RefSeq and is a predicted model, not a curated record. Bases 1 to 1923 code for a protein of 640 amino acids.
AUGAGUCGAUGCCCCAAAGUUCGGGGCAAGUCAAGACCACUAGGUUCCAGCUCUCGGGACUCCGGGUACCUUUCUGACGACUCGCCCGAAGACUAUGGUUGGAAUAUUGAGAAUGAGACACCACCCAGGAGUGGACGCCUUCUGGACCGCACCAACUAUCACCUUUCUGUAGACGGCUCAGCAGCCGGAGACCGAGGCUCGGAAGAUGACAAGAGCACGCAUUUGUCACCGUCAACCACCUCACGCCCGAAGUUGGGCUCCGUGUCACUCAAUCACCCGAGCUCGCCUUCAGUAACGCCAUCCAAAAGGCCACGGGUUUGUAACAGCUCAUCGCCCCGCAGCGGUGGCUCUCUGCACAGUCCAGACCGUUUCGUUCCUCGUCGAGAUCCUGCCACGCCGUCCUCCGAAAAGAUCCGGGUCACCAAAGAUCUCGAUUCUUUUUCGCCAACAGAGAGGCUGUUGAGGCAUCAAAGUGCCACGUCGGAUCCCUUCCAGAGGCCACAACAACGUGUCGUUGCUUUAGCAUCCAACUUUCGAUCUAUAUCCAACUCGACCUACCCAAUUCCCACGGUUCUGUCUGUCAUGUCACAGAACCAAAACCAGAGGCCGGAUGGCCACGGCACAGUCUGGACCGUUGGCGGUCCGGCCCCUCCUCCUGGAACCGCCGUAGAUGAUGGCCGUGGUCACUAUCUCGAGAGUGGCACGAACGCGCGGCUGUUCACUACCAAUUUUGCAACUUCUCGCAUCAAACGAAGAGAGGACUUUGAGCGCAAUCAAGGGAUCGUCGCCGAUGCUUUGCAAAUCAACCAGGUUGAGAGACUGCUCGAUUUCGAGCAUCCGGUCCCCUCGCUAAGUCGAACAUUGACACAAAAGAGCCAGCAAGCACAGCUAGAAUCAAGAACGCACUGGACCGGAACGAGAUGGAACCCAAACGGUUCUGGUGGCCUUGUGCCCACGGAAGACCUUCUCGUCAGUAACGAACAAGGCCAGAUCUGUUACUACGUUGUUGAGUGGCCACAUACAUGGGAAGUAGGCCGAGACUCUUGGAGCGGCACGGCAACACUGGUGGCGACUAUUGCAGUUCAUACUCAGCAGAUAUGCGGUCUUGUUUGGGCACCGAGUGGCCAUGAAUUUGUCUCCGGGUCCAAUGAUAAUAUGGCAUGCUACUUCGAGAUUGAGGAGAUGCUGAGAACACGCAAGCGCAUCAGCAGCACAUCAUCCAACGAGACCGUCCGCCGAGGUCGAAGAUCAGAAGUCCACUCGAGGUCAUCAGAAAUCGCCGGCAACAGCUCCGCAAGCCGGUUUUCUUGGUUACCGAAGAGCUUGGAGUCGUUUCUUUACGGCACAUCUGCGAGCGAAGCCAUGGCAGAACCAGACGUCCGAGGCAACGGCGGCCACCUUAGGCAUGGCGCUGCAGUCAAGGCAAUCGCCUUUUGUCCUUGGCAAGAGACUCUCAUCGCUACGGGGGGCGGAUCGAGCGACAAAUGCAUUCACUUUUGGCACACGGGAACAGGCACCCCUUUGGCCACCAUUGCCGUGUCGGCGCAGGUGACAUCGUUGAUCUGGUCCACGACACGGCCCGAGAUUGUGGCUACGUUUGGGUACGCAACGCCGGAUCACCCUUAUCGAAUCGCAGUGUUCAACUGGCCAUCGUGCGAACAAAUUGGCGCUGUUGCGUUGGACAAUGGCGCUCGUGUUCUACAUGCUAUUCCGUACCCUGGAGCACCAGCUGAUGCAAAAAAGGGAAGUCGGAGUGUGAAGGAAGGGAGCAUCGUCAUGGCUACAAGUGAUGAGAACGUCAAGUUCCACGAUGUUUGGAAAGACGGAAAGAACGCCCCGAUGGGUGGUGUUGGGGUGUUGAGUGGCAGCGAUAUACUCGAAGGACUGGACGGUAUUUUCAAGGAGGGAGGCGUCAUUCGUUAG